GCUGCCUAGGAAGAGGGCUGGCUGGCUGGCUGGCUGGCUGGCUGCCUGGAGGACCAAGCUGAUGUGGGCAACUGGACUGAUCAAGCUGCUGGAGCCACCCCGAUCUUCUCAUGUCUCUCUGACACCCUUCUGAGGGACGCUGGGCACCCUGAGUCACCAUGGGCAACGAGAACAGCACCUCGGACCACCAGGAGGACACUGGCUCCCACAACACCGUCCUGGGGCCUCCAAACCCUGCCCCUCCACAGAGGACGUCACCAGUUCAGAGUCCAAGAUCAUUGCAACCACCUGGGAACAGUCAGCCUCUACAGAAGAAGCAAGGGGACUCGCCUGGAACCAGGGCUCGCAGCACUGGGCUAGAAGGCUCCUGCUCUGCUUCUGAGAGUGCUGCCAGCCUGGAUCCAUAUAGUGUGUCCCCAGAGGUGACCGAGCCAGGGAAGCACCCCCAGGAAUCCAGGGGGCCAGAAGGUUCUCCAGUGCCCAGCUCAUCACUGCCCUGGGAACAGGCGCGCCCCUCGGCCCCCAUGCCCUUCACCGAGUGUCCCCCAGAAGGUUGUUUGGCAAGCUCAGAAGCAGCACCUGAAGAUGGUACUCUUACCCAUAACCCUAGAAAGGAUGCAUCCUCUAGUAUCCAAGGGAACGCCUUAGCAACGUUUACUCCUAAAAGGGAUGGCUCCACACAGCACACAAAGGUUACCACAGCCCCCAGCGCUGAAGAAGACACAGAACCGAAAGGAGAGGGACAGAACUCAUCCUCCAGUGGCACUGGCCAAUUGCCAGGAAUUUCCCUAGUGCCUCCCCCGGAGCCAAGGACGGAGCUGCUGUGUGGAGAGAGUGACUGGCCUGGUGGUUUUGAGUCCCAAGAGAAAGCGGAUGUAGAUGACUUCUCGCCCCCAGGGUCUGCCGCUAAGGCCCCUGCUGCCACUGGGCUGGGGAUGGAGAGCUCGGGUGUCCCAGAGGAGGCACCCCCAAAACUUGAGACCAUGUUCCCACAAGAUCCAGUACUAAAAUCAUCUGAUAAAGAAAGAGGGGGAGUAGAGGUACUACCUACGUAUUCAGUCAAGAACUUGGAGUCUCUCGGAGGCCACCAUCCUUCUAAAAGCAACUUGGGGGCUAAGCCUGGAGUUGGAGCAAUCUCUGCCACCCAGGAAAGCUGCCAGCAGAAGGUGGAAAAGCAGCAGCCACAGGCAGAACGGCCCUCAGACCCACUAGGUUUUGCCACAGCGUCAGGAGACAGUGACCUCUGGAAGGAGACUCGAGGAGACACCAGAGAUGUUCAAAGCCAACCACAGACAGGGACAUCAGGACCUGGGCCCCAGGAGGUUGUCUGUGUGGCAUCAGGUAACCAGCCAGAUGGUAGCUUGCUUGGGAGUGCUAAGGCCCCUCCAUUUCCUAGAACAGAGGAAACACAUACAGCCUCCAGUCGCGCUGCACAGCCUGGGGCUUGGAAUUCUGUCACCGUAGGCGAGCCCAGCUUGUCCAAGGAGACAGAUUCUGAGGCUGAGCUGCCACUUUCUACAGAUCUGGCCGCAGAACAGGUUGAUACGGGGGUGAUGGAACUGAAGCCAGCAUCAGGUCUGGGAAGAACAUCAGAAGAACAGCCGGAAGGCAGCCUCCGAGGGGCCCUUGCCCCUUUCUUGCAGGGGCAAAAUGAUACAGUCCUGGAAGGGCUAGUGCUGCCAACCUUCUCCCCUGGGGCUUCAAAUGAAAGUUCUAGAAAGUCAGUGGGAUCAAGUGAUGGCCCUAAGGCCCCCGAGAAUACUGAAACCAGAGUUGUGGCUAGAGAAGAAAGCAGAUCACCAGGAGACAACCCUAAGGGACAAGAAGCCAUCAGCGUCCUUGAUGGUACGGAGUCUGGAAAUCAUGGGGAAGAGAGGUCCCAAGCCAUUCACAGCAAGCUCCAUCUGGAGUCUGACAAAGAUGAGGUUGCAAAGCCACACAGUGACUCUCCCGACUUAGACUCAACACAGCCACCCAGACAGGUGGUUGCUGGCCACAUGGAUGGGCCCCUCUCUGGGUCAGCAGAGGCAGUGAGGCAGGUAGGUGCUGAAUCCCAUAUAACUGGCACAUCCACGCCACUGCACAGACACCAUGAAGAGGACCCCAUCCUGUCCUCAGCAUCAGCUGGAACUGAUGAGCCCUCUCCUCCCCAAGAAGCCACCUGGGCAAGUUCAGGAUCUCAGACCAAAAGCCCCAGCAUGCUUCAGGGCAGUGGAGAAUUGGGAACAACACAUCCUGCUUUAGACUCUGAGAAAUCAGAUUUCCUGUCUGCUCCAGCAGUGGAGGAGGUACCCAAAGCUGGGGAGGCGGAGAACAUUUUGGAAAUAAAGAAGAGCCACUCACCCUUGCAGAGGCUGGAGAAGGUCGAACCCGAACAGGAAGUCCAUACUGAGGUGUCACCUCCCCUCAGUGGGACGAACUCGGUAGUGGGUCAUGGACUCGCUAUGCUUGGUUUGGAACUAGACUGUCAGGGAAAACUGUCCUGCCCAGAGGACAGCCCCCCACCGCCUCCGGAGAACCCACUCCAGUCGUCCGAACUGGACCCAGAAGCAUCUGUCUUUGCUAUUCUCUGCGAGAAGGCCCAAUCACCUACAAACGUGCAAGGGGCUUGUCCAAGUGGUCCAGGUCUGAAGAAUGAGGGUACAAAUCCUUCCCCAAUUCUAGUACCCAUGGAAGGGGAGCCUUGCAUAGGUGCGAGCUUGCCUACUCAUGAAGGAAAGGAGCAGGCUUUAGAACGUUCCCCCAAAGGCAGUCCUUGCAAUACUCCAAGUUCAGCACCCAAGGAUACAGAUCUGGGAAAGGCACCAUCAGAGGAGUCCGAACCACCAACCCCACUGGGACAGAAGCUGCCUGCAUUAGGGGAAAAUGAGCAAGAGGGUGGGGGCACUGGUGGUCAGCCCUCGGAGAUCCCACAUCCUGCAGAAGACACCGCUCUUACAGGAAGCUUGGGUGGAAAAGAGAGUUGCUGUAUUGGGCAGGGGCCGAACAAGUCCCAACAGGAGCCAGGUGAUACUCUGAAAGCAGGCAGCCAGCGUGAAGAAGCAUGUUGUGGGGACUCAGGUAUUUCUAAAGAGAGUGAUGGACUGCCCCUGCCUCAGGGCUUGGGUAAGACAGAGGUGGCAAGUAGAAACAUAGUGGAGGCCCCGCCUUGUCCACCUGACUCAGUAGCUCUCCUGGAUACAGCGCACUGUGCUCUGGUCCUGGUGCCUACCAGAGUCACGCCCACCCAGGAUGCCCUAGAGAGUGAGGCCCGCGAUGAGAGUCAGGAGGAGUCGGCCCCAAAGCUGGAGAUGGAGCAGCUGGCCACCGUAGGUGCAGAAGCACAGGGGCCUCCUGGCGGUUUCCCCAGAGGGGCAGAGCAAGCUGGUAUCGGUGGAUCUGUGGAGGCGAAUGUUGAUGCCGGGGAAGGGAUGCAGCAGGCUUCCGAGGGAUCAGACGCAGCUCUGCAUGGUGGCUUCUUUCAGACUGAUGAGCGCCUCACGCCUGGGAAAGAAGGUUACACCUCCACCCUGACUGAGCCGUGCCAACUUCCACAGCUUGAGCCCAGCUGUGGGGAUUCCUUGGGGCCAGCUGGAGAAUCAGAUAGGAUUCCCGGAAGUACAGUGGACGCUCUGGCACACGGCGGCGCUGUUUCAGAUCCACAGAGGCUCCUGCCGGCUCGACCACCUGAAGAGACUGUGCCUGGCGUCCCUUACCUGCAUAUCAAUGGCACUGCCAAGGAGGAUGCAGGAGAUGAAGGCCCCAGAGUACCUCAUGAACAUUCCUGUCCCACAAAGGAGCUCCCACCUGCUUUGGAAAGUGACACUCCUGGAGAGGUAUCAGCUGUCUCCAUCACUCCACUCUUGCAACCAGAAACUGCAGGUGGGGAAAUCUCCGCAGCAGGGGCUGGUAGUGGUGGCCCUCAAGCUGGAACCGCUGAGGGACCGGUGAGUCUUAUGCCCUACCUGGACAGGAUGACAUCCCUGGCCAAAGAUGAGCAGAUGACAAAAGAGUUGCAUGUGACAGCAGCUCCAGAGGGAAAUGCCAGGCCCCCUGAGGUUGCAGCACCCGCUGCCAGUGAGGAUGCAGCAGGAGAGACAGGCAGUAACAGGAAGAGCGCAGUAGAACUUACCCCAGAUCUGAGGGUUGGUGCAUCGGGUAGCGAGGUUGCGAGCUCCAAACAGACCAGUAUAAUUACGGGUCUUCCUGACUUCAGAGAGCACAUCACCAAGAUCUUUGAGCAGUCUGUGCUGGGAGCCCUGGCUGCUGAUCGGCCCCAGAGUUUACCUGGUGAAAAGGCAGGCACAUCAAGGAAUUUUCUGGUUGAGGGACCCGGCAUAUCACUCAACCCGGAGAAGCUUCUAGAUGGGGCUCAAGGAGUGGCUGCUGCCCAUCUCCCUGUACCUCCUGCUAGACUCCAGGUGGAGAAGAAGCAAGAGUUGACCGUGGAGGCUGAGAUUGCUCAUCUGCUUCCCCAGGAUCCAGCAUCCGAGAAGCUGGGGGGUCUGGCCAAGACAGCCUUGGAGAAGAACCUUCCAGGUGCCAGGAUUGAGGGGGAAGUGACCUGUGACCCAUUGAUGGUAACCAGGAAGAGGCUAGAAGGGACUGGGGAGUCUGACCAGAGAGCUCAGGCUCAUUCACAGCAGGGAAGCAGCAGGCAGGAGUCAGCAUUGGGCCUUCCCUCUUCUGCAGCUGUUCAGGGGGUACCAGCAGAAAGAGAUCCUGGCUUCCCUGUGGCUCCUCAGAGUCACACAGAAGAGGCUUCUGUUCGAGGGGACAGCAGUCCUUCUGGAAAAGAGAACUUAAAAGCACUGGCCAGCAAUAGACAGCACAGAGGAGACGGUACUGGGGCCCCUGUUCACACUGAGUGUUCAAGUAAUCUACAAGGAUCUACUGGUGCCCUGGAGGGCUCUUCUCCUCAUGGAAGUCCUUUGACUAUGCCUGAAUCUAACAGUAAGCUGUGGAUCCCUGCCACACCUGGGAGUGAAAGAAGCCCCAAAGCUGCUGUUAGUACUGCAGAAAUGCAAAAUGUGCUGGCUUACCAGGAUACCCCCAAACCCCUGGCCGGAGAAGUGUUGGAUACUCCUCUGGGGCCUAGCAAAAUGGCGGGAGCUGCUGAGGCAGCAGAAGGUGACAUCACACCAAGCACAGCUGAGACGAGGGCAUGUGUGUCUGGUGACCUCCUUGAAACAGGUACUGCAAGGAUGCUUCCCGCUGUGGCAGGUGAGUCAGCACUGCCUGGGAGCUACUCAGACCCAGGAUGUACCAACAGGACUCAGACAAUGGAAGGCACAGCCACCCUUCAAGGGGACAGCCAGGCCAGGCACCAGCAGGACCAGGAACAACUGGGCCCUCAGCUCCCUGCUCCUGUAGGGCAUGGGAAGACGAAUGUUUCUUCGCCUCCAGAGCCCGAUGGAAGUAAAGACAUGAAGCUGGACCUGUUAGCUCCAGAACUCCACACUGGCAGAAAGAGCCCAGGGCCCGGCUCAGCCACCUUACCUUCAGUUCCUGAGACAUAUGCUCCGCAAGCCUUUUCAGCAGAGGCCAGAGAGUCAGGAGGACCAGAAAGCUCCCCUGGAACCGAUAAUUUCAUCCAGCCAGCUGCUCCUGCAGACCUGGGACACCCACCCUUAGCUGACUCUUCCCAUCAUGGUGACAACGCCAGCUCAGUCGCUACACAUCUGACAGUCCAGAGGAGUUCCGACUCGGAGGAAGCCUUUGAGACCCCUGAAUCAACGACCCCUGUCAAAGCACCGCCAGCCCCACCUCCACCACCCCCUAAAGUCACCCCAGAGCCUGAGGUCAGCACUCCACCAGCUCCAGAAGAACCAGGAUGCAGCUCUGAGCCGGCUGUGGUUCCCGAUGGCCCUCGCAGCAACUCCGUGGAAGGAAGCCCUUUCCGUCCCUCGCACUCCUCCUCGGCGGUGUUUGAUGAGGACAAGCCGAUAGCCAGCAGCGGAACUUACAACUUAGACUUUGACAGCAUCGAGCUGGUGGACAACUUUCAGAGCGUGGAGCCAUGCUCUGCCGACUACAAGGGUCAGGAGUGUAAAGUGAGCACGCGGAGGAAAUCCACCGAAUCCGUGCCGUCUUCCAAGUCCACGCUGUCCCGCUCGCUCAGCCUGCAAGCCAGCGAUUUUGACGGUGCUUCCUGCCCGGGUAGCCCCGAAGCUGGGGCCCUUGCCACAGAUGCGUGUGGGACUGGAUCCAACAGUGCGUCCAGCACCCUUAAGCGAACUAAAAAAACACGGCCACCUUCCUUAAAAAAGAAACAGGCCACCAAGAAACCCACAGACACCCCUCCAGUGAAGGAGACCCAGCAGGAGCCAGGUGAAGAGAGUCCAGUCCCCAGCGAGGAGCACCUUGCGCCAGAGACAAAGACGGAGCCGGCCACACCUGAGGGCACUGGGUGCACCUUGUCAGAAGAGACACCCCUGGAGCCCACUGCUGUGAACACGGCCACCUGUCCUUUGACUUUGGAGAGGGCGGAAGACGUCAGCCCUCCGGUUUCUGGAGGUGGCAGAGUGCAGAACUCACCCCCUGUGGGGAGGAAAUCAGUGCCUCUUACCACAGCCCCUGAGGCAGUGGAGGUGACCCUAUCAGAGAGUGGGGGGCAGGAGGACUUGCCUGCCAAAGGACUCUCAGUGAGGCUGGAGUUUGACUACUCUGAGGACAAGAGUAACUGGGACAGUCAGCAGGAAAACGCCCCUCCCACCAAAAAGAUAGGCAAGAAGCCAGUUGCCAAAAUGCCCCUAAGGAGGCCAAAGAUGAAAAAGACACCUGAGAAACUUGACAACACUCCUGCCUCACCUCCAAGGUCCCCUACUGAACCCAAUGACAUCCCUAUUGCUAAAGGUACCUACACCUUUGAUAUAGACAAGUGGGACGACCCCAACUUUAACCCUUUUUCCUCCACCUCAAAAAUGCAAGACUCUCCCAAACUGCCCCAGCAGUCGUACAACUUUGACCCUGAUGCCUGUGAAGAGUCCCUUGACCCCUUUAAGACAUCCUCUAAGACCCCCAGCUCACCUUCUAAAUCCCCAGCCUCUUUUGAGAUCCCAGCCAGCACCGUCGAAGUGGACGGGGAUGGGUUGAAUAAGCCCGCCAAGAAGAAGAAGACUCCCCUGAAGACUGACACUUUUAGGGUGAAGAAGUCACCAAAGAGGUCCCCUCUGUCUGAUCCACCUUCUCAGGACUCCACUCCAGCUGCCACACCGGAAGCACCCCCAGCAAUCUCUGCAGUGGUCCAUGCCACAGACGAGGAGAAACUGGCCGUCACCAGCCAGAAGUGGACGUGUAUGACAGUAGACUUGGAUGCUGACAAACAGGACUUCCCACAGCCCUCGGAUCUGUCUAACUUUGUAAAUGAGACCAAAUUCAAUUCGCCCUCAGAGGGUAAGCAACUCGGUGGCCAGCCCGACCCACACCUUGCCUUGGAGAAUACUGUCGCUAGGGGGCAAAGAGCCAGGAAAGAUACUUGCCAGCCAGAGCUGGACUACAGAAACUCCUAUGAAAUCGAAUACAUGGAAAAGCUUGGCUCCUCCUUACCCCAGGAAGAUGACACUCCGAAGAAGCAGGCCUUGUACCUUAUGUUUGACGCCUCGCAGGAGAGCCCCGUCAAGUCUCCUCCGGUCCGGAUGUCGGAUUCCCCAACUCCAUGUUCGGGGUCAAGUUUUGAGGAAACCGAAGCCCUUGUGAAUGCUGCAACAAAACUCCAGCAUCCUGUCACACGAGGCCUGGUCUCCAACCAGGAGCCUCUCUUGCAGGUGCCAGAGAAGUCCUCCCAGAAGGAGCUGGAAGCCAUGGCCUUGGGCACCCCCACAGAGGCCAUUGAAAUUACAGCUCCGGAGGGUGCCUUUGCGUCUGCAGAUGCCCUCCUCAGCAGGCUGGCCCAUCCUGCCUCUCUCUGUGGUGCACUUGACUAUCUGGAGGCUGACUUAGCAGAAAAGAACCCCCCAGUAUUUGCUCAGAAACUUCAGGAGGAGUUAGAGUUUGCCAUCAUGCGAAUAGAAGCCCUGAAGCUGGCCAGGCAGAUCGCCCUGGCUUCCCGCAGCCGCCAGGACGCCAAGAGGGAAGCUGCUCACCCACCAGAUGUCUCCAUCUCCAAAACUGCCUUGUACUCCCGCAUCGGGCCCACCGAGGUGGAGAAACCUCCGGGCCUUCUGUUCCAGCAGCCAGACCUGGAUUCUGCACUCCAAGUUGCCAGAGCAGAGGUUAUCUCCAAGGAGAGAGAAGUCUCCGAGUGGAGGGACAAAUACGAAGAAAGCAGGCGGGAAGUGAUGGAAAUGAGGAAAAUCGUGGCUGAAUAUGAGAAGACCAUCGCACAGAUGAUCGGCAAGCCUGAGGAUGAACAGAGAGAGAAAUCGGUCUCCCACCAAACUGUGCAGCAGCUGGUCCUCGAGAAGGAGCAAGCCCUGGCUGACCUGAACUCUGUGGAAAAGUCUCUGGCUGACCUCUUCAGGAGAUACGAGAAGAUGAAGGAGGUCCUGGAAGGCUUCCGCAAGAAUGAAGAGGUGCUGAAGAAAUGCGCACAGGAGUAUCUGUCCCGAGUGAAGAAAGAAGAACAGAGGUACCAGGCCCUGAAGGUGCACGCGGAGGAGAAGCUGGACAGGGCCAAUGCAGAGAUUGCCCAGGUUCGAGGCAAAGCCCAGCAAGAACAAGCAGCCUACCAGGCCAGCCUGCGGAAGGAGCAGCUGCGAGUGGACGCGCUAGAAAGGACGCUGGAGCAGAAGAACAAAGAGAUAGAAGAACUCACCAAAAUUUGUGACGAACUGAUUGCCAAAAUGGGGAAAAGCUAACUUGGAACCAAGUGCUUGGACUUGGCCGUUGCGUGCAAUACGACCGUCGGCACACUGUCGCCCUUCCGAUUCCGCGGACAGGCUCUCUUCUCACUUUAUAUGCACUACUGUGUUCCCUUUCUAAGUAAGGUUGGUUUGACCGUAUGCAGUGCCGAGACCUACCGGGAUUUCUUGCUCUCCGUUUGCAUUUUCUAGUAUAAUUCAUAGCAAGUUGACCUCAGAGUUCCUGUAUCAGGGAGAGUGUCAGAUUAUCUUAUAAAAAAAGACAAAUUGCUGACCUUGGCCUUGUCCUUUGGUGAGCAGCAUCUGAUGUGACAUGAACGUAUGCAGCCUGCAUAGGGACUCUUGCCUUAAAGAGUGUACAAUUGAUCCACAUUUGCUGGUUGGUUUGUUGUUGUUUUUUUUUUAAAAAAAUGCAUGUUUCAAAUAAAAUUCUCUAUUGUAAAUAAAUUUUUUUCUUUGAGUCUUA
This is a messenger RNA of Myodes glareolus (Bank vole), 9246 nucleotides long. NCBI's taxonomy places the organism in Eukaryota, Metazoa, Chordata, Mammalia, Rodentia, Cricetidae. The record is from RefSeq and is a predicted model, not a curated record.